CCAUAAAAAAACGUUUACCCAACAACACACGGCGAGGAGAGUGAAAUCGUUUAAUUGGAUUUCCGAUUUCCACCCACCGCCUUGAGUCUUUCGGAUACAAUCGUCAAAAACCGCCCGAGUGGCCCCCCAAAAGCCGAAAAGAGCUAACCGAAAAUCACACGCAUCUCGAGCAACUGGCAAAAAGUAUCUGUGGAAUUGUGGAGCUCGAGAGAGCCUUGUGCAGAUCAAGUAAUCAAAUCCGCAAUCGAAAAGCACCAAAAAUAUCUGAUAUCUGCAGAUAAAUCACCUUCAAAUUCAAGCUGGGCAGAACAAAAUUCCCCAAGAAAGUUAUAAAUGUAAAUCGAGUAAGAUACAGUGCUUAAUUUAUGAGAUAUGUGAAUUCAGCAGAAGACUUUUAAGUAGAUCGUCCAAAAAAAUUAUCAAUACCCUAUAAAAAGUUAUUUGAACUAAUGGAAUAUUGUCUUAAAAUAAAAUAUAAGAAGGAUAAACACUGCUUCAAGAAUCAAAAAUCAGCCUAAACUAAAACAGUAUCUAUACAGUAUCUUAAAAUAUAUAUAUUAAUAUAUAUUUUGCUUGUGAGCUGAAGAUACAUUACUGCAUACCUUAAGGAAUCCAAAGAACAUCUAUAUCUACAAAAGGAAUAUAAGGAAAUACACAUUUUUGGUUUUAUUUUAAAUUAAGUAGAAAAAUAUAUCAUUCCACCAUGAGCUUUGAGAUUGAUACCCAGAAGAUUUGCGAGGAUCUGCAAAGCACAGACCGUCGUCUGAAGACCAACGUUCUGGGAGAUCUUCGUGACCAGUUACAAAAUGCACCGGAGAACGUAACCACAGAGAAAAUAGCCGAGAUCUUCGAUCAACUAUACUUACAUCUGCUGAAAUCCUAUGAUGACCGCUUCGAAAGUGUUCGCCAUCAUGCCGUCCAAGCGGUAAAUGCCUUCCUCAACCGACUGCCGCCCAUGGACUUCCACCUGAUGAAUGUGGUUUCCACACUGGCGGAACGAAUGGGAAAGGCCGAGACCGUGGAGCCCAGCGAGGAGAUUCGCCUGCUCUACAUCGCCCAGCUGAAUUUAAUGGUAGGCCAAUAUGCUAAGAUGGGCAACGUCGGCGUCUUCAGGGAGUGCUAUCCGCUGGUGGUCAAGGUCCUGAUCAAGUCCAUCAAGGAUGACUAUCCGGUUGUCCAGCGCGAAGGAUGUAGCACAAUAGUGAAUCUCGCUCGAGUGGCUGAGACCCAGGAGUUGCGUCCCUUUACAGAGUCCCUAGUGGUGCCUCUAUAUGGUAUGUUGAAUCACAAACAUGCCCAGGCCAGGAUUUCGGCAGUGGAAGCCAUCGCCAGACUGAGUCUGCACAUGGAUGCCAGUGGUGAUGGCAUGAGGAGGCUCUUCAACGAGGUGUCCCCUCUUCUAAUGGACACCAUGCCCUUGGUUCGCCGGGAAGUCGGUCAGAUGGGCAUCCUCAUGUUACUGGAGCUUCUGGAUCGCUAUUCCUAUUUUGAGAGAAUCCUGCCCCUGGUCUUGUGCUGCCUCAAGGACGACUCCCCGGAGGUUCUGAAUCACAUCUACCCCCAGUGGCUCAAGUGUGGCGAACUGUACUUCGAUGAAAACGAAGCCGAGUUGACGCAACAGGAGAUCAGCGAUCUGCCAGCUGAGAACUAUCCGCAGGAUGUCAAGCGUCCUACUAUAGGAUGUCGCGGUUUGGUGCAACGUUCUUUGAGGUUGUUGCGACUCAUUACUCGAGAGACCAGCGACUGGAAGGAUAAUGUUCGCCUGCACUCCCUGAAGCUGCUGUAUCAAUUUGUCCUGCAUGCCGAGGCUGCCAUGACAGCCAAGUUCUUCGAGAUCUACGGGGAUUUGGCCCAUGCCUGUAUCGAUCCUGUGGCGGAGGUCAAUGCGGAAGCUGCCAAGGUGGCCGAUUUGAUGGGUCGCUUGUUAGCCUACGAUGCCUGGAUAGAUCACGGCUUCGAUGGCCUGGAGCGCAAUGCCCGGGAGUCCUAUAUGAGGUGCUUCUACCACAUGUUCACCGCCUCCCUGGGCGGCACCUACGACCAGCUGAUCAAGUUGGCCAAGCUGCUGCGCAGCACCGACUACUCGCACACCUUGAAACCAGGUUUCCAGCUCUAUAUACUCAAGUUACUAGAAACCAUUAUGGACAAGUCACAGAAGGUCAAUGCGGAAGAGGAUGAGUUGCAGGAGCUGUACGAGUCGGUCUAUGUGAGUGGCGUUAAGGUAAUGGCCCUAUCCUACUCCCUCAACAGCCAAGGAAAUGAAGAUGUCAAUCGGGGUCAAAUGCUGAUCGAAAGAAUUGUGAAGCUCGAAGACACAACGGUGGCCCAAAUUCACGAACGUUGGUUCCAUUUGGCCUUGAAGGAUGUGGAGAACCUGGACGCUAAUUUGGACGAUAAUUCCGAACCUGUGAUGCUGCUGGAUGGUUUGAUCAACAUGUGCCUGCUGCGAGCCACAUACAUAAAUGAUCUGAUGGAAAAGGUGAAGGUGGUCUUUGAGCACUGCUCCGAUAGUGCUCAGGUGAAAAUCUUCAGCAGUCUCUCGAUGGCCACUCUAUUUUGGUCGAAAACAAUGAAUGUGGGUCAUGAAAGUAGCACAAACAUAUUGAAGGCUUUUGUAUCGCAAAUUGUGGAGCCCUAUUUGACCUGGAAGGCUGGCUCGAAUGCCGAGGCCAUGAGAUCCCUGGCCAUGGCAACGCUAUGUGCUUUGGCCCAGGGAGCCGAGGAGGAAGCAGUGAAUGUCUUACCUGCUCUGGCCAAGCACAUGCCCAGCCUACUCGAGGAUCGUAAUGUCAGCACGCGUCACUAUGCCAUCAAGGCGGUGAUUUACUUCCGGGAAAUGUCCGUGGAGGACUUGAAACCAUUGGCUUAUGCCACCAUGCAGCGCAUGGAUGAUCCUUCGGCUGGUAUCCGUGUUCUGGCUGCUCUGGCUGUGGGCAAAUUGAAGCCCAAAUUCAGUGUUGACGAGAAGGAAGCGGAGCACGAAAAGGAGGUCUGGGCUGCUUUUGUCACCCGUGGAAUGGAUCUGCUGUUGCUCUACCACGAGAGCCCCGAAAAGGACAUGAGGGCCGCUGUGGAAGUCACCUUAAAGGUGCUGACCCAAUCCCAUCCAGAAAUCUGGGAGGAUCGCUUUAAGAGAGCCCUAUGCAUGGUUCAGAAAAAGGAUCAGCUCAACGAACUCUACAACAAGUUGACCAUCAAAGAUGAACCGAAACCUGAAGCUUCAACUACAUCUGUUACUUCCUAAAAUCGGUUCUCCAUUACAUUUGUAAAUUCAAAAGUUUUUUCUUUACUUGCAUCAUUAUUUAUCUUUGUAAUUUCAAAGCUUUUUUAAAUCCAAUCUUUCUCUCUCAAAUAAAUUAUAAUUUUCGGCGAAACCA
Molecule: messenger RNA, 3377 nt
Organism: Drosophila biarmipes
Lineage: Eukaryota; Metazoa; Arthropoda; Insecta; Diptera; Drosophilidae
Gene: Dnaaf5
Product: dynein axonemal assembly factor 5
Exons: 2
Coding region: 704-3244 (846 amino acids)
Biological process (GO): outer dynein arm assembly; inner dynein arm assembly; cilium movement
Cellular component (GO): cytoplasm
Molecular function (GO): dynein intermediate chain binding
Source: RefSeq, a predicted model, not a curated record